AUGCUCACAAGGAACUGCCUGCUGCUGUUCCUUUGGUUUCUCUUCAACGAGGGCUCGGUCUCUUCCUUGCGUCCCCCUUCGCCACCGCUGAGCAGGAGCAGGACGGGGCGGGAGCAUCCCAGGAGCCUGGUGGGCCCGAUGAGGAAUGGGGCGGCUGGGUUUCAGCGGGUCAAGCGGGGAUGGGUGUGGAACCAGUUCUUCGUGCUGGAGGAGUACAUGGGGUCAGACCCGCAGUACGUGGGCAAGCUGCACACUGACCUCGAUAAGGGGGACAAUGCGGUGAAGUACACUCUCUCUGGGGAAGGGGCCGGCUCCAUUUUCACCAUCGACCAAACGACGGGGGACAUCCAUGCCUUAAGGAGUCUUGACAGGGAGGAGAAGCCUUACUACACCCUCCGCGCCCAGGCUGUUGACAUCGACACCAACAGGCCCCUAGAGCCCGAAUCAGAAUUUGUAAUCAAGGUCCAAGACAUCAACGACAAUGAGCCCAAGUUCCUGGAGGGCCCUUAUACAGCCAGCGUCCCAGAGAUGUCACCAGUGGGGACGUAUGUGACGCAAGUGACAGCCACCGAUGCGGAUGACCCUACUUAUGGAAACAGUGCAAGAGUGGUGUACAGCAUCCUCCAUGGGCAGCCAUACUUCUCUGUCGAUCCUAAAACAGGGGUUAUAAAGACAGCCUUGCCCAAUAUGGACCGAGAGGUGAAGGAACAGUACCAGGUAUUAAUCCAGGCCAAGGACAUGGGAGGCCAGCUGGGGGGGCUGGCUGGGACCACCACCGUCAACAUCACCCUCAGCGACGUCAACGAUAACCCGCCCAGGUUCUCCAAAAGUUUCUUUCACCUAAGGGUACCCGAGUCCUCUACGGUGGGAUCGGCUGUAGGGAGAAUCAAAGCCCACGACCUGGACAUCGGGAGGAACGCGGAAGUGGAGUACAACAUCGUUCCGGGAGAUGGAGGCGCCAUGUUUGACAUCACCACCAAUGAACACAACCAAGAGGGGAUCAUAAUCCUCAAAAGGCCCCUGGACUAUGAAACCAAGAAGGCGUACACCUUUAAGGUAGACGCCUCCAACGCUCACCUGGAUCCGCGUUUCCAAAGCUUCGGGGCCUUCAAAGACACCGCAACAGUGAAGAUUAACGUUUUGGAUGUGGAUGAGCCCCCGGUGUUCAAUAAGCCCUCCUACGUGAUGGAUGUGUAUGAGGACACGCCCGCGGGCACCAUCAUCGGAGCGGUGACAGCACAGGAUUUAGACGCCAGCAGCAGUCCAGUCAGGUAUAAGAUCGACUGGAAGAGCGACCUGGACAGCUACUUUGACAUCGAUCCGGUCGAGGGAACGAUCUCCACCAACGAACCACUUGACAGAGAGAGCAUCGCCCAGCACAAUAUCUCCAUUGUGGCGACGAAACUUAACAGUCCAGUCCUGACCAGCCGAGUGGCCGUCACCGUCCACGUGCUGGACAUCAACGAGUUCCCGCCUGAGCUGGCCAGCCCCUAUGAGACGUUUGUGUGUGAAAACGCCAAGGAGGGACAGGUGAUACAAACCUUUAGCGCAAAAGACCAAGACCUCCCCAGUGCCGGCCAGCAGUUCUCCUUCAAAUCACCAAAGGAGGACGUGAAAAACAAGAAUUUCACCAUCCGGGACUUUGGGAACAAUACAGCUGGCAUCGUGACAAAGCGGAGCGGCUUUCGACGGCGUUUACAGGAGAUCUAUUUUCUCCCCGUGGUGAUUGAAGAUAAUGGCUACCCGCCCAAGACCAGCACAGGGACCCUGACCAUUCGCGUAUGUGGAUGUGAGUCAGAUGGCUCCCUGCUGACCUGCAGCGCAGAGGCCAUCUUUCUCCCCGUGGGGCUCAGCACGGGCGCUCUGAUCGCCAUCCUGCUUUGCAUCAUCAUCCUGUUAGUCAUCGUGGUGCUCUACGUGGGCCUGAGACGGCAGAAGAAAAAGGAGACCCUCAUGUCCUCCAAGGAGGACAUCCGGGAUAACGUGAUCCACUAUGACGACGAGGGCGGCGGCGAGGAGGACACGCACGCCUUCGACAUGGGAACACUUCGCAACCCCAAGGUCAUCAAAGAGAACCUGUUCCGGCGGGACGUCAAGCCCGAGAUGAAGAGAGGUCCCAGGGCGCCCGUCUCCCAGGACAGCGCCGACAUCCGCGACUUCAUCAACCAGCGUCUGAAGGAGCACGACAUGGACAACUCGGCCCCGCCCUACGACUCGCUGGCCACGUACGCCUACGAGGGCGACGGCUCGGUGGCCGAGUCGCUCAGCUCCAUCGAGUCCCUGGCCAUAGACCUCGAGGAGGACUAUGAUUACCUCAACGACUGGGGGCCGCGAUUUAAGACUCUGGCAGGGAUAUUCGGGGAACAGUCAGAAACUCAGUCCGACACAACGACCACAGAGAACACGCAUUGAUGUUAUUCAUGGACUCAAAAAAAGCAAAUAUGUAACAAUUUGGUUGGCUACGCAGUUGUUUUAGCAUUUUCUCCCUUCAUUUCUACCGGUUUCCGUUUUGUUUCCCGCUUGCCAUUUUCUACGCUAUCUGGUACUUGACCAUGUUCAGUCCCAAAAUUGUACAAAACGAAGGUACGUACAGUGACACGGUUAGGUGAGCAAGGCAGCCAUUCAAUUAUCUUUCAAUUGAAUGUUGUUUGUUGUCAUCAUAUGUUUUGUUUCCUCCUGGGGAAUACGCGUACACACGGGAAAUGCUGCCAUUUCCUAGAACAUCCUUAAAAGUGCCUCAAUAUAAUUGUUCUCUUACUUUCUAGUCCAUGCCACAUAUCCAAUGUUGUCUCUCUCAGAACCCCUUAAGUGAAGCUGAUUCUCUCAGCCUACUGUGCUCUGACUGGCCGAGUCAUCUACCGAGACCAAUGCUAACUCUGUGGGGACAAUGAAGUGGCCGAGGUUUGGCCAAAGAUGUUUUGAAUGUUAUUUAUUGUUCUAUUUAUUUAUUGGCUGGCUGAUUUGAUUUGAUUUUUUUGUGUAUUUAUCUAUUUAUCUCUCAGUCAUCAAUCUGUAUUUUUUAUUUUUUGGAGACACUCGAGGAUUUUGUAAUUAUUCAAGACCCACGUGAAAAUGGACGUUUCUGUUAGGUGGGUCCUGUGAAUAGACUUGUACUAGACUUGUAAAAAGAUAAAUUAGGGCUAAAUAAUGCAGUUCAGUCAUGUAAUAAACACUGUUUUCUUAAAUAA
This is a messenger RNA of Myripristis murdjan (pinecone soldierfish), 3188 nucleotides long. RefSeq names its product cadherin-12-like. Gene Ontology annotation, cellular component: plasma membrane; catenin complex; adherens junction. NCBI's taxonomy places the organism in Eukaryota, Metazoa, Chordata, Actinopteri, Holocentriformes, Holocentridae. The record is from RefSeq and is a predicted model, not a curated record. Bases 1 to 2412 code for a protein of 803 amino acids. Gene Ontology annotation, molecular function: cadherin binding; beta-catenin binding; calcium ion binding. The transcript has 11 exons. Gene Ontology annotation, biological process: cell morphogenesis; adherens junction organization; multicellular organism development.